AUGAAGAUCUUUGUGAAGACCUUGACAGGCAAGACCAUAAUCCUUGAGGUAGAGCCCAGUGACACAACUGAGACUGUCAAAGCUAAAAUCCAAGACAAGGAGGAGUCCACCCUGUACUUGGUGCUUCAUCUGAGGGGUGGAAUCACUGAACCCUCCCUCCACCAGCUCACCCAGAAGUACAACUGCAACAAGAUGAUCUGCCGCAAGUGUUACACCCACCUGCAGCCCUGUGUUGUCAACUGUGGCAAGAAGUGCGGCUACACCAACAACCUGCACACCAAGAAGGUUAAAUAA
Molossus molossus (Pallas's mastiff bat) is the source of this 294-nucleotide messenger RNA. RefSeq names its product ubiquitin-60S ribosomal protein L40-like. Bases 1 to 294 code for a protein of 97 amino acids. Gene Ontology annotation, cellular component: ribosome; cytoplasm; nucleus. Gene Ontology annotation, biological process: protein ubiquitination; translation; modification-dependent protein catabolic process. The record is from RefSeq and is a predicted model, not a curated record. NCBI's taxonomy places the organism in Eukaryota, Metazoa, Chordata, Mammalia, Chiroptera, Molossidae. The transcript is spliced from 2 exons. Gene Ontology annotation, molecular function: ubiquitin protein ligase binding; structural constituent of ribosome; protein tag activity.